AUGUUUCUACUAUUGAAUGCAUUAUUAUUUAAUAUUUUUGGGAAAUUUACAUAUGGUGAUUUUGCACUUUUUGGUCGACAACCUACAGCAAUUAAUCCAACAUUAUAUAAUUCGGAAAAUGAUUUAAUCAUUCAACUUGAUGAUGUGACCUUCAAUGACACCGUCUUUUGCAUAAAUGGCAAUGAUUGUGUUGCAUAUGUUGUUGAAGCAAAUUGGUGUGGACAUUGUCGUUCAUUUGCUGAAACAUACAAAUUAUUAGCACGUGAUGUUUAUGGAUGGAAUAAAGUGGUUCGUUUAGCGGCCAUAAAUUGUGCUGAUCCAUUUAAUGAAGUCACCUGUCAAACAAAUGCUGUCCAAUUUUUCCCAUAUAUUAAGUAUUUUCCACGAAAUUCAAGCAGUGCAAAAUCAGGUAUACCAAUGGGAACACCACAAUCAGUUGGUGAACUACGAAAUUUGAUUACACAAAUGAUUCUACUUGAAUAUAAUACAAAUCGUUCAUCUGAUUGGCCAAAUUUUGAUUUUUUACGGAACAUUGAAAAAUAUAGUGAAUUAUGGCGAGAUGUGAAUGGAAAUGUACCAUUAUUGGUGAUUAUUUUUGAAGAAGGAAACGAAUCACUUAUUGGUGCUGAAUUAUUGCUUGAUAUGACUAAAUACAAUGAUCGUUUGGUUGCACGACGAUCUUUAAGGAAUCAUUCACUUGCUGAUGCUUUAUAUAUUAAAAAUUUCCCGACAAUGGUCAUUUAUAAACGUGAACAAACGAAACCAUUACUUAUUGCUGAAUUACGACGAUUAUUAUUCAAUGAAUUGGAAAGAUUUUUAAACAUAAAAAAUACAACAAAUGAAACUGGAAGAAAUAUCACACAAAAUCAAUCAGUUUCUAAAGAAGAUAUUGUAAAGUAUCGACAGAAAUAUUUUGCAUCAGAAAGAGAUAUAUUAAAAGCUGCACGAUAUGCUGUAUUUGAUGAAGUAACAAGAAAUGGUGAACAUCUUGCUGGUAAUAAUCUAACCGCUCUUCGAGAUUUCCUGGAUGUACUCGCUAAGGAUUUACCGACCAAAACAAUUUAUAACACUACCAAUAAAACUAAGGAAUUAUCGAAUAGCAAAAGAGCAGUUAAAUUUUUCGAGAAAAUGCGGGAUUAUUUAGAUCAAAAAGGAUUGCAUGAUGCGAUUCCAAUGAAGGAAUAUAAGAAAAAAUUUUUAAUUUUUGAAGAAGAAAGCAAUUUUCCGUUUCCGGUUGGGAUUAACUGGGAACAUUGUGCUGGUUCAAGUCCAAAAUUUCGGGGUUAUACUUGUGGUUUAUGGACAUUAUUUCAUGCCCUUACUAUUCAAGCAUAUAAAAAUGGUCUGAAUGAUUCCAAAUUUGUUCCAAUAACUCCAUUAGUGGCAAUUCGUAAUUGGGUGAAUCAUUUCUUUGGUUGUCAACAUUGUCGCGAGCAUUUUCUUCGUAUGACAACUCAAACUUUCCGCAUUGAAAGCCAAGUUAGUUAUUUUUAUGCUAUCAUCUCUUACAAUUCCAAAUUUGUUCCAAUAACUCCAUUAGUGGCAAUUCGUAAUUGGGUGAAUCAUUUCUUUGGUUGUCAACAUUGUCGCGAGCAUUUCCUUCGUAUGACAACUCAAACUUUUCGCAUUGAAAGCCAAGUACGUAAACCGGAAGAUGUAUUUAUGUAUUUGUGGCAAGCACAUAACAUUGUUAAUGCUCGCCUUCGUGGUCAAAAUACGGAAGAUCCGGAAUUUCCUAAACGACAAUUUCCGCCAGAUUUUUUGUGUGAUACUUGCCGAUAUGAAGGAUAUUUUGAUAAUGAUCAAGUGAAAGACUUUUUACUUAUUUACUACAGUGCUAUUAGGCCGAUUUCAGGUUAA
Molecule: messenger RNA, 1860 nt
Organism: Loa loa (African eye worm)
Lineage: Eukaryota; Metazoa; Nematoda; Chromadorea; Rhabditida; Onchocercidae
Product: Erv1/Alr family protein
Exons: 13
Coding region: 1-1860 (619 amino acids)
Biological process (GO): protein folding
Cellular component (GO): Golgi membrane
Molecular function (GO): protein disulfide isomerase activity; flavin-dependent sulfhydryl oxidase activity
Source: RefSeq, a predicted model, not a curated record